AUGGCAACUCAAGUCAUUUCGGCGCCACCGGCACACCAUCUUCCUCAGCAGUUCGGAUAUGACAGCGACAUGAUGUCUUCAUACCAUCAACUUGAGAGUUUCCCUUCGGCCCAUGGUUCGUACACUUCCGAGCACUCAAGGCAACCACUCCUCAUGGUAUCGCCUCCAAACGCGAGUUCCGACAUUCCUUUUCGAAGACGAUCUUCUCACUCUCCGCGGUCGGGGUUGGUGGCACCAGUGUCUCAUAAUCGCACCCCUAUUCGGCACAAUAGGGGUAGCGUUAUGAAUGAUCGCAGCCACACCCGAGGCGAUAUGAUAAUGUCAUAUGCUGCCGAGGAGAAUACCUUGUAUCCAUCCCAGUCUCUCCCGUCUACAGUAGGUAUUCGAUCACAAAGUGGGCCCAGCAUGGCGCAAAUGUAUGGGAUGUCUGCGUAUCCUAUGUCGCCGCCCUUGGCCAGUUUCGGGCACCAAGGAGGGUAUUUCGGGUCACAACUUCAGUCUAACGUUGGGCAACCGGAGUCUGGAGAGUUUCCUCUGACCCAGGGGGAAGGAGAGAUUCAGAACUUCUAUACUGUCGGCCGAACCUCAUCUCAAGGUUCGGCGAUGAGUUUGCCGAAUGCAGAGUCACCCAACGCAAUGUAUUUGACACGAACACAGGGUCAUCAGUCAUUGCCGUCUGUUGGCGUUACGAUGCAACCAUUUCCACCCGUCCCAUCGACCUUGGAAUCCUCCCCCGCAGAAAGUGAAAUAAUGCCGUCUCGGCCCAAGCCGCAAUGCUGGGAUCACGGCUGCAACGGACGACAAUUCUCUACUUUUAGCAACCUGCUUCGACAUCAGCGGGAGAAGUCCGGCAGCGCGACGAAAGCUAUUUGCCCUCACUGCGGCACUGAGUUCACCAGGACCACAGCGCGAAACGGACAUAUGUCUGGUGGCAAAUGCAAAGGAAAACCUACCCCCGGAAAGUCCUAA
Exophiala spinifera is the source of this 969-nucleotide messenger RNA. RefSeq lists its product as uncharacterized. Bases 1 to 969 code for a protein of 322 amino acids. The transcript has 2 exons. NCBI's taxonomy places the organism in Eukaryota, Fungi, Ascomycota, Eurotiomycetes, Chaetothyriales, Herpotrichiellaceae. The record is from RefSeq and is a predicted model, not a curated record.